This is a messenger RNA of Dermacentor silvarum, 792 nucleotides long. RefSeq lists its product as uncharacterized. The transcript has 5 exons. The coding region runs from base 5 to 619 and encodes 204 amino acids. The record is from RefSeq and is a predicted model, not a curated record. NCBI's taxonomy places the organism in Eukaryota, Metazoa, Arthropoda, Arachnida, Ixodida, Ixodidae.
AUUCAUGUUAAUGGGGCAGCUCAUUCGCCUUCGCAUCACUUUGAUUUUGGAGCUGGGACAGAACACAGCAGUUUCAACAAUGGCGGUGGGUCGCGGUAUUGGCGCUCUUGAUCUCUUUCUCGCGAUAUCACUGAUAGGAGCGAGCCAGGCGUACCUGAAGGCUGGCUGCAAGAUUGAUACCCUGCGGGCGUGCGGCAGUGACUACGUCCCCUACGGAAAAGGCCCACAUUUACACGAGUCUGGUGAAGAGUUUGAAGAAGGAUGCAAGAGGGACAGGAUCCAGCUCCCUUGCACAUUGCAGUUCAUCAAGAACUGCACGGAAGGCUUGGCCCGAGCAACAGCACUGGUCGCAGUGCAAGCACUGGAAGAGAACAUCGAGGCCAUCUGUGUCGUAGGAUCGGAAGCCUAUAAAAAUUACCAGAGAGGAAUCAAAUGCAUGAAUUCCCAUGGCGACAAGAUGCACAAAUGCUUAGGAGGCUUUCACGACAUUCUGGAACAAGCCGUGAUCAAGGGUCCCACCAAAGAGGUUAUUCCCCACACAUGCUGCUCCUACCACGACCUGCUGGCUGCGUCUCCAAGGCACUCACGCCGUGCGACAGCGUCGGCUCCAAGGACUUGAUGCUUCGUGUGAUAGACGAGAUCUUCGGUGAAACUCUGAACCUUGUCUGUGGCCACUAUUCCAAAGGUUCGAAUGCCUGUAAAGUCCUCGCACCGUUGCCAAAGCUGGGCCCCAAGGACCGUAGGAUAGCUAACUACAUAGAGCUGAUCUUGGAAACUUCGAGCACAAUUGGG